AAAAACAUUUUCUAAAAAUUAAAAGAACGGAAGAUAUAAUUGGUGAUAAAGAGCUUUAUCAAAGAAUAGCUUACAUACCAAAUAUGUUUAACACAAAUUUGGUCGGUGUUGUACGGUGGAUGGAUGGUUUGGACAUUCGAUUUAGACAUGAAGCUGAAAAAAUUCGUGAUAUACAUUCAAGGCCGAGUAACGAGAUGAUGAAUGAAAUGAUUCAAAUCGAAAUUAGCCAAUCUCCUAAUGAGGGUGAACCAAGUCACAAUCCUAGAAAAUUUUAA
Messenger RNA from Dentiscutata heterogama, 275 nucleotides. Lineage: Eukaryota; Fungi; Glomeromycota; Glomeromycetes; Diversisporales; Gigasporaceae. The record is from the annotation of a GenBank genome assembly.